Molecule: messenger RNA, 2730 nt
Organism: Nasonia vitripennis (jewel wasp)
Lineage: Eukaryota; Metazoa; Arthropoda; Insecta; Hymenoptera; Pteromalidae
Gene: PCID2
Product: PCI domain-containing protein 2
Exons: 5
Coding region: 1370-2542 (390 amino acids)
Biological process (GO): post-transcriptional tethering of RNA polymerase II gene DNA at nuclear periphery; poly(A)+ mRNA export from nucleus; transcription elongation by RNA polymerase II
Cellular component (GO): transcription export complex 2
Molecular function (GO): double-stranded DNA binding; RNA binding
Source: RefSeq, a predicted model, not a curated record
UAAGUAGUUUACGAAAAGAAAAUCUUAUAAAACUAAUAUGAAGCUCAAACCAGAAAGUUUCCAGCAGAGUUGUGCAUUGAUACUGAACCACAAAGAAGCGUAAACGGAAUGUCGGCUACGUUCAGCGCGUGCUUCGUAAUAAUUAGAGAAAAAUCUUAAAAUAAAGCACGCCAUUUGUAAAAUUACUUGCAAGUGAGGUUGGAAGCAAAACAACAACAGUGCUCCAACGAAUUAUGAGGGUUAAAUAAAAUGUUCGAAAUGAAAAUUGCACUCACAAAAUGUUCUUGGUUAUUUUAGCGACCAAAAAGGACGCUGGUACUAUAGCAAAUUAUUCCAAAAGGCGUUUUAACAAUUAUCAAGCGCGUCAAUCAAAGUUGGAAAAUAACAAAUUUUUCUUGUAUCUGAUUAAGUGCGCUCUUAAAACGCAACCGGAUCACGUGACCUCAUUCCGGACACCCUUAUUCUGUUUUUGUAAAGUCAACGUCACAGCGCCGGUAUUUCCCUCCUUCCCUUCCGGUCAAGUGGGAAAACGAUUUUUUCGGAAAACCUAGAGGAAAUACAUGCGGUUUUGUUAGCUCCCUACGAUUUUGUACUUUUUUUGGAAUGCUACGCUCGUAUUUAUAUAGCCUUAAAUUAUCAAGAGUCCCCAUAUAGUUGCCUCUAUCUAUCUUUUCAAAAAUUUGUUAUUGGGGGAUGUUAUUUACUACUAUACCGACCUUCCCUUAUUUAUCCACUUAUGAACUGUAAUUUGUUUACAUAGUUGACUGUCUAUACCUAAUGCUAAAUUAGUUUUAAUUAGUUUUUGUCGAACAUAAAUUCUCUUAAUAUACCUAUUGACAUUUAAUGUUUUUCAUUAAAAAAUAUACUCGAUUGAUAAAAUAGAGUUCUUUUGGACCCCUAUUUCACCUCCUUGAUUAAAAAUCAUAUUAAAAAAUUUUCAUUCUAGUUGCUUCACAUGCGUAGAAAAACGAAAGAUAAGUACCUUGACACUUUCUACUUAUACUCACUAAUAAUAUAAUUAUUUUAGAAAAUAUUCAAAAUUAUCGGAUAAAAACAUAUAGAUAUAUGAAAUAUCAAAGCCGCUGUCCUAUUGUGACCCGAAUUCCGUUCCUUAUUUUAAUGUACUCCUGUUUUCUCGUUCCUGUUCAACUCUGAUCCGAAUUUCCGAACUCGGAAAGCCUUAAUAGCUAUACGCGAGAGCUCUCUUUCCGAAAGCUGUUCCAAUAUAUAGUCACAUACUUAUACAAGUAUACAUUUCCAGUUGCGAUCAUAAUGCUGAUUCGAAGACACAAAUUAAAUAGUUUUUUUAGUUUUUAGUUUGUAAAUUUUCUAUAAAUAAGUACAAAAGAAUAUUAAUUGAACUAUCAUCAUGGACUACAUAAUGCAGCUAAGAAGAUCGUGGAUCAAUCAGGAUGGAUUUUUACUUGCUAACCUACUGUCACUUCGAGCAUUCAGUCAUCUUCAUGGAUCUGCUGAAUCGUACAUGGCAAGAGCAAUGGAGAUGUUACCUCCUCCAUUUGAUGACCUUGUCUUGUAUCAUUUAAAGACACUAUCAUCGUUGAAAAAUGACGAUUUGACAGUCACAUAUAGUUACCAAAAUUCUGCUGUACAAACUCUUGUAAAAAUAUUACAACUUCAAAAAGAAGAAAACUGGAUGUUACCUGUUAUGAAUAUGAUGUGCCUGGAAUUGAGAUUAUUGGCUAUGAAAACAGAAAGAUGUAAGAAGAACAAAAAUAUCAAACCAGGUGAAAAUUUAGAGAAAUGUGCAGAGUGUCUGAUGAGUUGUUUUAGAAUUUGUGCAGCUGACAAUCGUAGUUCAGAAGAUGAUACUAAAAGAUGGGGCAUGCUUGCACUUGUCAAUCAGUUACUGAAAGUAUAUUUCAGGAUUAAUAAAUUACAUCUUUGUAAGCCCCUCAUAAGAGCUAUUGAAUCAUCAGCUUACAGAGAUCAAUUUUCUUUGGCGCAGCAAAUAACAUACAAGUUUUUUGUUGGACGUAAGGCCAUGUUUGAUAGUGACUAUAAAGCUGCUGAUGAAUACUUGACUUAUGCCUUUCAACAUUGCCACAAGAAGUCUAAGAAAAACAAACGUUUGAUAUUGAUGUAUCUCAUUCCUGUAAAAAUGUUGCUUGGAUACAUCCCAAAAUAUGACCUUUUAAAAAAAUACAACUUAAUGGAGUUUUGGGACCUGAUUGAAGCUGUCAAAAAAGGAAAUUUACAAAUGUUGGACGAAGUCAUGAAUAAGCAGGGAGCAUUCUUAAUUAAUGCUGGAAUCUACUUAAUCGUAGAAAAAUUAAAACUAAUUGCUUACAGAAAUUUAUUUAAAAAAGUUUAUUUAGUUUUAAAUACACAUCAAAUAGAUAUACAAAGUCUUUUGUGUGCAUUAAAAAUGUAUGGACGAAAUGACAUAGAUAUGGAUGAAACGGAAUGUUUAGUGGGCAACUUGAUUUACGACGGAAAAAUUAAGGGAUACAUUUCACAUCAACACAAGAAACUAGUUAUUUCUAAGCAAAAUCCCUUUCCACGUUUAUCAUCGUUAAUAUAAUAGUUCAUCGAGUAAUGAAUUCAUCUUUUUGAAUUUAAUAAAAUUGUGUAAAAUAAGAACCCAAUUUGUAAAAUACAAUUUUUAUAUACAUAUUUAAAAGUGUACUAUGAUUUGCCUAUUUCCUUGUGCCAUGUUAUAGUGACUCAUCACAGAUGGUGUUAAAAUAAAUCACAACUCAUUAUUACAUA